Molecule: messenger RNA, 432 nt
Organism: Rotaria sp. Silwood2
Lineage: Eukaryota; Metazoa; Rotifera; Eurotatoria; Philodinida; Philodinidae
Source: the annotation of a GenBank genome assembly
AUGGAUAACAGUCAUUUACGUGGAAUUAUAUUGAAACUUCAGGAUUGUUUAAGUGAUAAUGAUCGACAACGUUUACAUUUUUUUCUCGGAGACACUGUUCCACGACCAAUUAGAGAUGACCAAACACUAAAUGGUACUCUGAGGUUAAUGGAAUCACUUUUUGAUCAAGAUAAAAUCAAUGAAAGAGAUGUCACAUUUUUAACCAAUGCUUUUGCUGCAAUUCAAUGUGUUGAUGCUGUCAAACUUCUCAAUGGUAUACUUAUUCAUUUGAUUAAUAUUCUAAUAGAUUUUGUUCAUUUAGAACAUAUGAAACGGAUGCACUCAAAUCGCUUGCAUAAAUCAACACAGAGUUUAUCACCAAUAAUUCCAUCAUUUAUUGAUCAAAUUAUUAUGGAUCAAGAAGAUAAAAGUUCUACUAAAACUUGUGAGUAG